Molecule: messenger RNA, 315 nt
Organism: Pelodiscus sinensis (Chinese soft-shelled turtle)
Lineage: Eukaryota; Metazoa; Chordata; Testudines; Trionychidae
Source: RefSeq, a predicted model, not a curated record
AUGAAGAGGAAGCAGCAGCCGGGGGGGCCUGACGGCGCUGUGGCCCGCAGGACGCUGAGCCUGGCCGGGAUGAAGAGGAAGCAGCAGCAGGGGGAGGACGGCGACAGCGAAGCGGAGGAUCCUGGGAUGCUGCAGGACCAGGACCCGGCUGACCAAUCAGACGACGACGCGGAGUAUUACCGCCAGGAAGUGGGCGAGGAGCCCGACGAGGAUCUGUUCCCCAAACGUGCCAAGAGAAAAGCAGGGCUCCUGCACUCCCCCCAGCCCAGGAAGACACUGAGCACUGGGGAGCAGCCUGGCAGAGUCACCAAAUAG